CUUUGAGUGGCAUUAAUUUGGCCCAAUAGGAAUACAACCCUCAAUUGGUGAGACAAGGCGGGAUUUCCUUGUGAAUUUAGCGUCGCGGCCUCUCCUGAAGGACACCAUUCUGUCAGCACAGGGGUCGAGUGUGGCUAAGUAGGACCAUUAACAAUCCACCAUGGGAGGACAUGACGCCGGAAGCCAGCACCAGUUCACUGGGAUUGCCAAGCACUUCAACUCGUAUACAAUCACAGGAAGGAGGAAUUGUGUUUUGGCAACAUUUGCCAGCAUAUUGGGCAUAACCCUUUUCUUCAAACUGAAACCCAAGAAACAGGCUGCCAUCACAGCAAAGUGAUCAUGUGUCCAUUUUGACCAUCGUUUUUCACGGCUGGGAGUGGAGGAAGCAGCUGGACGUGCUUGUAAUAAAAUAUGAGUGUUUGAUUUCCCUGUGUUAACAAUAAAGAACAUCUAUGCCCAAAGUAUA
Messenger RNA from Acanthopagrus latus (yellowfin seabream), 466 nucleotides. RefSeq names its product ATP synthase membrane subunit DAPIT (gene atp5mk). The record is from RefSeq and is a predicted model, not a curated record. Bases 161 to 337 code for a protein of 58 amino acids. Lineage: Eukaryota; Metazoa; Chordata; Actinopteri; Spariformes; Sparidae. The transcript has 4 exons.